AUGGAUCUCUUGUGGCAGCAAACUGAGUACUUUGAUUCUAUACUGUCGGAAUGGAGAGGAGUGACAUCUGAAUGGGUGAAUGCAUCAAAGGGAUCAACAAACAACUUCAUAGAGUUUGUAACCUCACCCAACAACCCUGAUGGAGUGCUUAAAAAGGCUCUUCUCAAUGGUUCAUUAACCAUCAAUGAUCAUGCUUAUUAUUGGCCUCAUUUCACUGCCAUCUCAGAACCUGUUGAUGAGGAUGUCAUGCUUUUCACUACCUCCAAGCUCACUGGCCAUGCUGGUAGUAGGUUCGGAUGGGCAUUAAUAAAGGAUGAGAAUGUGUACAAUAGAACACUGAGAUAUGUGGAGCUAAACACUGAAGGUACAUCUAGAGACACUCAACUAAGAAUGCUGAAGCUUUACAAGGUGAUACUGAUAAUUACUACACAGAGAAUACUGGCUAAACUAGGAGGAGGAAAAGGUGACAUCUUUACCUUUGGUUAUAAGACAAUGAGAAAGAGGUGGAUCAAACUCAACCAAGUUGUUUCUUUAUCUAAACUUUUUUCUCUUCAAAAGCUACCAACUUCUCAGUACUGCAACUACUUCAAUACCACCAGACAUCCAUCUCCAGCUUAUGGUUGGUUGAAGUGUGAGAUGGAAGAAGAUGAAGAUUGUGAUGCGGUGCUCAGGGCUGGAGGUAUUAGUGGGCGUUCAGGAACCAUCUAUUCAGAUGAUAAAAAGCAUGUUAGAGUUAGCUUGAUCAAGUCUCAGGAUGACUUUGAUCAGCUGAUUACCAAGUUGACUGCUCUUGUCACCCAGACAAAAACAACAGCCUAA
Molecule: messenger RNA, 819 nt
Organism: Dioscorea cayenensis subsp. rotundata (Guinea yam)
Lineage: Eukaryota; Viridiplantae; Streptophyta; Magnoliopsida; Dioscoreales; Dioscoreaceae
Product: alliin lyase-like
Exons: 5
Coding region: 1-819 (272 amino acids)
Biological process (GO): amino acid metabolic process
Molecular function (GO): transaminase activity; carbon-sulfur lyase activity
Source: RefSeq, a predicted model, not a curated record